GAGCUGGCGAGCCAGGAUGCAAGUAUAGCCGGCGCCACUUUGCUGAAGCGAGAGUUAGUUGGGGCCGUGUAGCUGGUGGGUGUGGUAACUCUCCUUGUCCUCCUCUGUAGCACACGAUGGCCGGUGACGAAGACAAAAAGAAGAAGAAGAAGGCCAAAAAGGGAGAGAAGGAAGAAAAGACGGAGGCUCCCCCUGAGCCUCAGUUGGAGCCAGAACCGGAACCAGAACCAGAACCAGAACCUGAACCUGAGCCUGUGCUUGAGCCUGUACUUGAGCCUGAACCUGCUGGAGGUGAACCAGACUCGGAAACGGUCGUCAGCUACUGGGAGGAAGAACCCGCCCCGGUCGAGGAGGCACCUGCCCCUGCCGAGGGUGAGGCUCCCGCUGAAGGGGAAGAAGCUCUUGAACCACCUCCAGCGCCUAAAAAGAAGCCCAAGUUCUUCGUACACUGGAACAGGCGCAAGCCCCGUUUCUACGACUACAACUGGGACUACGGGGACAACUAUUACAGCUCGCUCGUCAAGUAUAUGGAUACCAAAUCUGGUGAUUACCCUCGCCGUAUGGCCUUCGCAGAGCGUGGUAUCCGUAGCAAUGUGAUCCGCCGCACUGUGCCUGACACCCGCACCGCCUCACUCCUCGAUGAUGUCCGAAAAUCUAUCAGGAACUUUGAGCUCUCCCAGAAGACUUACAUGAAAUAAACUGCCAGUCCCAUUUUCUGCCAAGUAUACAAACUAUCCAGAUAAAUUAUCCUGUGUUGUAAGGGGACAAUAUAUAUGUGAGGGGUGAAACAUGCCUGCAUCAUCUUGGCACUCAUUUAGUCAUUUCCAGCACUUUCAAUGUCACCGACCAGCCAUGUUGCUCUAGGAACAUAAAUAGGACAAAAUGGGAAACCUUUCUUGAGUCACUCGUCUUUCACGUACAAGGCAAUGCCAUCACUGCUUCCCUGUCCAGAGCCCCUUCAUCAUCCAAUAUUUGACGAGAAAUGAGUGUCUUUUUUUCUUUUUUUUUUUGUAAUAAUAAUACCAUCAUCAUAAUUUGCAUCUAGUAUUUUUCAUUUAUUUUACUAUCAAUAUUAACUGACCUUUCUCGUAAAUAUCAGAUUCUGUUUUAGCAUAUCUCCAUCUAUGGAUGCUUUGUCUCUCUGUAUCCUCUAAUAUUAUGUACUCUUGCUGUGUGCAUUCUUGUGUAUGUAGUUACUUGUGUUGUAUGCAUUCUGUUGUGAGGGUGUGUGUUAGUGCCAGCUCGCCCCAACUCAGCUGACCACACUGCUGGCGGGCAGACAAGUACGUUCUAUGGCAUCCCAGCCGCCAUAGCGUAGUGUCCAUCCGUCAUGUGUGUUGGACGGCCAGUUCAGCUUAAAAAUGACAUCACAAGCUGUCCUAAGGAGGUGGCAGGGAGAUCCUGCGACUAGGGUGCAUUCACCUUGCAAAACCUGGGCCAAUGUGCAGUCCUCUGGUUGCAAGAGCUUGAGCAUCAGUGUUCCCUAAGGAUCCCCAUGUCACAGUUUUAAUAUUUUUCAUAUCACAAUCUCAUCAUCCUUAUGACUUGAUCACUGAUAAUACUUAUGUGCUUGAGAUAUCAUUAAUGAUAAUGAUAACUUUGAGAAAGAGGGAACCACUCUCUUUCUAUUCAUAAUACUAUUGAGUACUUUAUCUGUAAAGUGAAGGAGAACUUUGAUAAAAAAUAUGAACACCUAAAAUACA
Messenger RNA from Cherax quadricarinatus, 1703 nucleotides. RefSeq names its product diacylglycerol kinase kappa. Lineage: Eukaryota; Metazoa; Arthropoda; Malacostraca; Decapoda; Parastacidae. The record is from RefSeq and is a predicted model, not a curated record.